Molecule: messenger RNA, 1270 nt
Organism: Ruditapes philippinarum (Manila clam)
Lineage: Eukaryota; Metazoa; Mollusca; Bivalvia; Venerida; Veneridae
Product: complement C1q-like protein 4
Exons: 2
Coding region: 117-788 (223 amino acids)
Molecular function (GO): protein binding
Source: RefSeq, a predicted model, not a curated record
UGAAAAUAAAAUAGCACAUCAUCUGAAGCAAUUCACCAUACACGCGUUUAACCAUUUAAAACAUUGGCCUACGUUUGUUACUUCAUUGCAGUUAUCAUUUAAGCAAGAACUAUUCAAUGAUAAUGUGUGGGAAAACAAAAUUGGUCGUUUUGGUAAUAGUUCAAAUCGCAAUGAACGGGCUAUGUUUUGUCGAGGGGGAAAACUUGACGUAUAUAGCUCAGGUAUUAGACAAGGUGGUUCGACUAGAGGUGAAGGUUAAGGAGUUAGAGAAGGAUAUGAAGAAAACAAAUUCUGAUACUAAAGAUGUCUUGGAAAAUGUGAACAAUGUACUGGAUAACAAAACAGCAGAGUUUGAGCUCUUACAAGAUAGAGAUUAUACACCAAUCAUUGCAUUUAACGCAUACAGUCCAGUUGAUAAGAGUUUAGAUACCAGUCAGAUCCUGAUACUUCAAACGGUCCGGCUGAAUGAAGGUAACGGAUAUGAUAACGUUCUGGGCGUGUUCACUGCUCCUGUAACCGGGCUCUAUUUCUUUGUAGCACAUGUCUGCAACUACCCAGGACGAGGUGUUCACUAUGAUAUCAUGCUUGAACACAUUACAAUAGCCAGAAGUACACAGUUAAACAACGUACAAUAUGACUGUAGCUCAACAAGCGCCGUCACAAUGGUCACAAAAGGCCAAAGGGCAUAUGUCAAGUGUACAAGUGGAAACACCAGUCCGCAAUUAUAUGACGAUACACAUAGACAAACGUCGUUUUCCGGAUUCCUGUUACAAAGAAAAUAUUCAUGAAAUGAACUUUGGGAAGACAUUCGUAGAAAUUUAGCCGUAGAUCUACAUAUUCUUCGCUUACUUUUAUACAUUAAACAUAAAAGAUACAACGUUCUUCCUUUCCUCAGACAAUGUUAACAUUUGUGUAUGAACAUGGUGUGCUUUUGAAUACUUCAUUAGUGUUCUUGUUGUCGUAGUUAUUCUUGUAUUUCUGUAAUUUCAUAAAUGUUCAUAUUUUCCGUUCAUAUAAGACUAGGACUGUAAAUAAUGUAAGAAAUAAAGACAACACAUUCUACUAAAUUCUAGAUUAGUACGUCUUCAUGAGAAAUGAAAAUCUACAACAUACAAAAAUGACGUAACGUCCGUUCAUGCGGUAACGUCUCUUAUUUACCUUACUUAAAUAUAAAUCAGAAUGUUACUAUACGAUAGGUUACAUUCUCAUUUUUGAUUAUGUAAUGAUCAUGAAAUAUUUAUGUAUCAAAAUAAAGUUUAAUAUCAUCAAA